CUAGAUUGAAUGCUUGCCCAUGGCGCUGGCGCUCGGAGCUUCUUCUUCACAUGUCCUUUCGAUUCCUCGCUCGGGAAUCACAUUCAUUUCAUCGUGGCCUCCAUCUUCAUCCAGGAUUAGCAGCACCGAUGGCAGCAAUGGCGCUCGGAUUCUCACCGCGAGAGUGAUUUCUUGCGGCACCAGGUUCACAACUCUUGCCACUGUGGAUAAGAAAUCUCUUGAAUCGAUUCAAGACGAAGACAAGGUCAGGGAUGAGUUUGUGGAGGUGGGCGUUGUGAUUAGAAAGCAUGGAGUUCGUGGGGAGUUGCUGAUUCGGUCCUCUACCGAUUUCCCUCAAGAACGAUUUGAGAAGCCUGGGAAGCGAUGGAUGAAAAUCUCCGAGAGAGGUGAAGAGACGAUAGAGUGCGUGGAUCUCGUCAGUGGAAGAAAUCGAGCUGGCAAGCUACCGUGCUGGUUGCUUACGCUGAAAAAUGUGGACUCGGUCGAGAAGGCUUCGAAGUAUAUUGGUGCUACCAUGCUUGUCAAGCGUGACGAACGGCCUGCUCUGGAAGAAGGCGAGUUUUACAUUCCAGAUCUCAUAGGCAUGGACGUUUUUGUCCAGAGCUCCAUGGAAAACAUUGGAACUAUUGCUGAUAUGUGCAACUUUGGAGCCAGUGACUUGCUGCGUGUCCAACGAAAUCCAGCUUCAUCUGUUGGUGAGGGCCCUCUUAUUUGGAUUCCUUUUGUCGAAGCUAUAGUUCCCGUGGUUGAUAUGGAGCAAAGGCGAGUGAUAGUGGAUCCUCCCGAGGGGCUACUGGAGCUGAAUACGCCCGCGAAACGCAAGGAGAAAGCUGAAGCACGCAAAGAGGAGGUGAAAGCCAUGCGGAAGUUGCAAAUGAGAAAGAGUGGCUUAAAGAAAAGUCUGAUAAAAUCCAAACAGGACCACCUUUUAGCAGGACUUUCUGUCGGCGAGCAAGAAGAGCGAGAUUCGUUGCUGAAGGAGCUUUUGAACAUCGACUUCAAAGCUCUUCAAGUGUCCUUUGUGAAAGCUUGCGAGCGUUCUAAAACGAACGAAUGCAGGUUGAGUGGCUUCACCAAGCUUCCCGAGAUUCCCUCGGUUUCCAAGCAGGAGCUCGAGAGGUGGAUGAAAGAAGGCACACAUACCGGAGAUGGCGAAACAAACAGUGGAAAAGGUUAUUGGAAGCGGGGACUCGAUGUUAUUGCAAGCAAUAGAGUGGCUGUUGCUUCCUUGAUACGUCCGAAUGACGACGGGGAUCAAAAACUGGACAAACAAAAAUCACGACUCCAGCUUCUUGCUCAACAUCUUCGAGCAAUUGAAAACCUUGCUACGCUCGAAUUUCCAGGAGACGUCUGCCAAAUACCUUGGUUCAUUUGUACCAGCUCGGAUCUCAUUGAACCGAUUCGUUCACUUCUGGACGAAGAAGAAUUCUUCGGGCUCCAAUCCACGCAAGUCUGCGUUAUAACCGUAGAAACAGUUCCCUGUUUUGACACAAACAAUGUCGCUGGUGAUCACCAGAUAUUGAGAAUGUCACCAUGGAAACUUUUGCAGUCGGUAACUGGCGAUGGCGGAGUGUUGAAAACUCUAGCUAUUGAAGGCCUUAUUUCAGAGUUUGCGGAGAAAGGUCUCGAUUACUUACAGGUGCUGGAUGAUCCAACUUCACAGGCAAGGAUAGCGGAUCCCUUCCUUUUUGGAUAUGCAGAGGCACAAGCAUCGGAGUUAACCAUUCAAACGGUGGAAUGGCAACCAUCCAUGGACGUCAUUGGAUUCCGAGAGCUCCAAAACGAGAACUCGCUUAGCUACGAGCUUGUGAGGCGCUACGCUUGCAAGGACAACAAGGACCUGGAGCUGUGCAGUGCUGUAAGUCCUCUUGGAAGCUACAUUCUCUCGGUGUCAUUCGCAAAGAAGCUCCAUGACAGCGGCUUCAACUUCGAGCUUCACUCGACCUCGCCCUCGACUAGAACGUUCCCCGUCUACAGAGAAAAGGAUGGCAAAUGCGAGCUCGUGAAGGAUUCAAGCGCGAUGGUGCUUGAAUCCUCUCUGCUGGACUGCAUCGUCAAGUGCGAACCGCGCAAGAUUUCUAUCGUAAAACUCGUGUAAUGCGGCUCAAAGUUUUGUUUUUCUAUAGUUCUCAUCAUCUAUCGUGGAUUGCAUCA
Selaginella moellendorffii is the source of this 2154-nucleotide messenger RNA. RefSeq lists its product as uncharacterized. Bases 20 to 2098 code for a protein of 692 amino acids. Gene Ontology annotation, cellular component: ribosome. Gene Ontology annotation, biological process: UDP-N-acetylglucosamine biosynthetic process; rRNA processing. The transcript has 11 exons. Gene Ontology annotation, molecular function: ribosome binding; UDP-N-acetylglucosamine diphosphorylase activity. The record is from RefSeq and is a predicted model, not a curated record. Lineage: Eukaryota; Viridiplantae; Streptophyta; Lycopodiopsida; Selaginellales; Selaginellaceae.